Molecule: messenger RNA, 2283 nt
Organism: Gastrolobium bilobum
Lineage: Eukaryota; Viridiplantae; Streptophyta; Magnoliopsida; Fabales; Fabaceae
Product: subtilisin-like serine-protease S
Exons: 11
Coding region: 1-2283 (760 amino acids)
Biological process (GO): proteolysis
Molecular function (GO): serine-type endopeptidase activity
Source: RefSeq, a predicted model, not a curated record
AUGGGGUUUUCCAAAAUUUUAAGUUUCACCCUUCUCUUGUUUAUUGGAUAUACUGUGGUGAAUGGAUCCACCCCAAAGCAUUAUAUAGUUUACAUGGGAGAGCAUUCACACCCCAGUUCAGAAUCAGUAAUAGCAGCAAACCAUGAUAUGCUAGCUUCAGUCACUGGAAGUCUCAGUGAAGCAAAGGCAGCAACAGUACACCACUAUAGUAAAAGCUUUCGAGGCUUCUCGGCCAUGGUUACACCAGAGCAAGCUAAUCAACUUGCAGAAUAUGACUCGGUUGUGUCUGUUUUUGAGAGCAAAAUGAAUCAGCUCCACACAACACAUUCUUGGGAUUUUCUUGGAUUAGACUCUGUCUACAAGAGCAACCAUAUAACACUGGACUGCGCAUCUGAUGUCAUUGUUGGUGUCAUUGACUCUGGGGUGUGGCCGGAAUCCGAAAGCUUCACUGAUUAUGGAUUAGGUCCUGUGCCCGAGAAAUUCAAGGGAGAGUGUGUUACUGGUAAAAAUUUCACACUAGCCAAUUGCAACAAGAAAAUUAUUGGUGCCCGGUUCUAUUCAAAAGGGUUGGAGGCAGAACUUGGUGGUCCUCUGGAAGAUGUUGUUAACCAGAUUUUCUUCCGGUCAGCUCGAGAUAGUGAUGGACAUGGAAGCCACACUGCUUCCACUAUUGCAGGAUCCAUUGUUGCUAAUGCAAGUUUAUUUGGUAUAGCCAAAGGAACUGCAAGAGGUGGUGUCCCAAGUGCUAGACUAGCAAUCUACAAGGCUUGUUGGUUUGGGUUUUGCAAUGAUGCUGAUAUUUUUUCUGCCAUGGAUGAUGCCAUUCAUGAUGGGGUUGACAUACUAUCUCUUUCUUUUGGCCCUAAUCCUCCUCAGCCAAGUUACUUCAAGGAUGCAGUCACUGUUGGAUCAUUCCAUGCAUUCCAAAAGGGUAUUCUUGUUUCUGCUUCAGCUGGAAACUCGGUUUUUCCUAGUACUGCAUGCAAUGUUGCUCCUUGGAUCCUCACUGUUGCUGCUAGCACCAUAGACAGGGAAUUCAGUUCAAAUAUCUACCUUGGUAAUUCAAAGGUUUUAAAGGGUUCUUCUUUGAAUCCAAUAAAAAUGGAGCAUUCUUAUGGUUUGAUAUAUGGAAGUGCCGCUGCAGCUGCAGGAGUUCCAGCAACAAAUGCAAGCUUCUGCAAGAACAAUACUCUAGAUCCUGCCUUAAUCAAGGAUAAAAUUGUGAUCUGUACAAUUGACGAAAUCAGGGAUAACAGACCAGAGAAGUCCAUAAUAGUAAAGCAAGGUGGGGGUGUUGGAAUGAUACUUAUUGAUCAUAAUGCCAAAGAUAUUGGUUUUCAGUUUGUCAUCCCUAGCACUCUCAUUGGUCAGGAUGCCGUAGAAGAGCUUCAAGCAUAUAUAAAGACAGAGAAGAAUCCCAUUGCUAGAAUCUACCCAACAAUAACUGUUGUUGGUACAAAACCUGCACCAGAAGUGGCAGCUUUUUCUUCCAUGGGGCCAAAUAUAAUAACACCAGAUAUUAUUAAGCCUGACAUCACAGCACCUGGAGUGAAUAUUUUGGCAGCAUGGUCUCCAUUGGCAGCUGAAGCCACAGUUGAACAACAAUCUGUCAACUACAACAUCAUUUCAGGAACAUCAAUGGCUUGUCCACACAUAUCUGCUGUUGCAGCAAUUAUAAAAUCUUACCACCCCUCAUGGAGUCCUGCAGCCAUAAUGUCUGCAAUAAUGACAACAGCAACAGUUAUGGAUAACACACAUGGCCUCAUAGGAAGAGAUCCAAAUGGAACUGAAACCACACCUUUUGACUAUGGAUCUGGACAUGUUAACCCUGUUGCAUCACUAAAUCCUGGAUUAGUAUAUGAUUUUAAUUCCCAAGAUGUUCUCAAUUUUCUCUGCAGCAAUGAGGCAAGCCCAGCACAACUUAAAAACCUCACUGGGGAAUUUACUCAAUGUCAGAAAUCUCCUACAGCUUCCUACAACUUCAAUUAUCCAUCAAUUGGUGUGUCCAAUUUGAAUGGAAGUUUAUCUGUAUAUCGUACAGUUACUUACUAUGGUUUAGAACCAACAGUAUAUUAUGCAAGUGUUGAAAAUCCAUCUGGUGUAAAUGUUAAAGUUACACCAUCAGAGCUUAAGUUCUGGAAAACAGGAGAGAAGAUAACUUUCAGGAUUGAUUUCAACCCUUUCAAGAAUAGCAAUGGAAACUUUGUGUUUGGUGCCUUGACAUGGAACAAUGGCAUUCAAAGGGUUAGGAGUCCUAUUGGUCUCAUUGUACUAUCUACUUAG